AUGUAUACUCUGACACAGAGAAAGAAUAAAAAGCAAACUCGGGGCACGGGACGGUCGGGUCCCCGCCGUCGAACCGGCUGCUUGACCUGCCGCGCCCGCAAAGUCCGCUGCGACGAAGUCAAGCCCACCUGUGCGAAUUGUACUCGUCUGAACCUGCAAUGUGACUACAAGACCCUUGUCCCGGGGCUCAUAGCGCGCAGGUCCAACCGCCGCUCUACCCUGCGCUCCGAUCGACCGGACACGACAUUCUUCCAAACGGUGCUGCGGCCGGACGAACAGCGACAGAUCGUGGCUGCUGCCUCUCAACCUCCGUCGCAGCAGUCACCAAAAACACUGGAGAGUACACUGCCGCCGGAGACAAGCGCGAGACCGCAGGAUAUGACGGAUAUCGUGGAUUUUCCAGCCUUUGAUAUGCUGGGGUUCAUUGGAGAUAUCACGUCGGAUAUUGAACAGAAACACCUCGACCUGACUAGUGCUGGGACACCGGCUCUGGGGAAUGAAAUUUCUGGGGCUCUUCAUACUGAGCGGCAGAUGGCGUGGAAUGCGGACGUGCCGUGGCUGGGGGAUGACCGAGUUGCCAGCGCUGAAGAACUGACCGAAGACACCGGCAGCGGAGGACCCAAGACACAAACCUUAGGCGAGGAACAGCAGUUGCUCAUCCACUUUUCAGAAAGUGAUCCGCCUCCGGCGAUUUUCGGGCCCGUGGACCUCGAAUGGAAGUUUGUCAAGGAGGCCGUCGUCACGCAGUCGCCGGACUGUCCUGCCCUGCAGAAAGCGAUGUACUGCUACGCGGUCGUCGAGCGGUCUCUGAACGCGGGCCAGCGGGGUGAGCGGGAGCCGCUCUACCACCAGCAGGCCAGCUCAGAAAUACAGUCGUGUCUGGAGGGAGAGGUCGACGAUGCGCUGCUCAAGCGGGUCUUUGCGGCUGUACUACUACUUAUGCUGUCCGAGGUUCUCUCGUCGGCGGAGGUCUGGCGCACCGGCACUUCCUUCCUUCCCUCGGCCUAUCUACUACUACAGCGGUUUCACCAACGGACGCGGACGUGGGUAGGAUUCGGACACCUAGUCGUCUCGUGGGUGGCCCUGCUGGACGUCAAAUCCCUCGUGGCAGGCCGCGACGGCGACCCGCUCACAGAGCUCGGGGAGGUGGCCCAGCCCCCCGACGACAUGGACAGCGAUGACAUCUUUCUUCACGAUGCAGGCUACCUCGUCCACGAGACGCUUGUCGGACCGGCCUUCCGCUUCUUCCUGCAGACGCAGCAGGUGAUCCGGCGCAUCGUGUGCAUCGACCUCCACCACCGCAGUCGCGGCACGGUCGACGAUGAGUUCGAGGUCUUACAAAUUGCCCACCGCGUGGGCGCCGAUCUAGAGACGCAGUGGCAGCGACGACCACGGGUCGUCGACCUCUACGACCAUCCCGAGCGCCUAGAAGGAUCGCUACAGCCAGACGUUGCAGACGAACUUUGUCGCACGUUCCGGCAAUACGUGGCCAACUUCCUAGCCAUCUUCAUCUAUCUGCACCGCGUAGCGUUCGUCAUCUACCCCCGCACAGACCGCGUGCACCGCGCCGUGGACCAGAUCAUCCAACUGGCGGGGCUGGAGGUGGCCACUGGUGCGCGUCGUCUGCCCGCCAGUUUCAUCUGGCCACUGUUUGUGGCAGGGCUGGAGGGCUCGCCGGCGCAGCGAGGGUGGAUCGUGGCGGCGAUGCGGGCCAUGGAAGGUCUACCUGCCGGACAGAGACACCCUAAUAUCGGAAAGGCGCGGCAGCUGCUGGAGGAGAUGACACGGCGGCAGGAUCUGUCUCGGACGUGGGCGGAUUCGCGAUGUGUGCGGCAGGAACUGUUCACGGAGAGUUUUGUGAUGAUUUAG
Molecule: messenger RNA, 1869 nt
Organism: Aspergillus candidus
Lineage: Eukaryota; Fungi; Ascomycota; Eurotiomycetes; Eurotiales; Aspergillaceae
Product: Zn(II)2Cys6 transcription factor
Exons: 2
Coding region: 1-1869 (622 amino acids)
Biological process (GO): positive regulation of transcription by RNA polymerase II
Cellular component (GO): nucleus
Molecular function (GO): zinc ion binding; DNA-binding transcription factor activity, RNA polymerase II-specific; transcription cis-regulatory region binding
Source: RefSeq, a predicted model, not a curated record